Messenger RNA from Cucurbita moschata (crookneck pumpkin), 1386 nucleotides. Its product is annotated as very-long-chain (3R)-3-hydroxyacyl-CoA dehydratase 2. The coding region runs from base 355 to 1098 and encodes 247 amino acids. Lineage: Eukaryota; Viridiplantae; Streptophyta; Magnoliopsida; Cucurbitales; Cucurbitaceae. The transcript has 9 exons. Gene Ontology annotation, biological process: sphingolipid biosynthetic process; very long-chain fatty acid biosynthetic process; fatty acid elongation. The record is from RefSeq and is a predicted model, not a curated record. Gene Ontology annotation, molecular function: 3-hydroxyacyl-CoA dehydratase activity. Gene Ontology annotation, cellular component: endoplasmic reticulum membrane.
UCCUACACAACAAAAUUUUAUAUCAUUCAAAUCUGUUGGCCAUCGGAUAAAAUUUUACCCAAAUCUCAUGAUGAACGUCUAGUAAAAAUGUCUCGACUUUAAUGUGCUUUGUUAAUCCCAGAAGCCAUGGGAUGAAUAAAUGAAUGAAUAAAUGAAUCAAUUAAUGAAUGAAUGAAUAAAUGAAUGAAUAAUCACCAGGAAAGUCUGGGAAUUUAUCGACUUUCUAGCCCAGAAAUUAUCAAAACAAAACCCACAUUAAUUCCAACUCAAAUCCCCCUUUGAAAUUUAUCGACUUUCUAUUUCUAUUUCCAUUUUCAUUCGACGGAGGUUACUGUUCAAGCUGCCGACAACAGAAUGUCUCGCCUAUCGAACUUCUAUCUGCUAACUUACAACUCCCUCCAAGCUUUUGGCUGGUAUGUUUCAUUUUUCUCGCCUAUCUUUUAUUUUUUAUUUUUUAUUUUUUUUUUUUGUCACCAUGGAUCUGUGUUUCUUGUUGGCAGGACGAUUUCUCUUUACAGACUUCUAGACAGUUUUGUAGCCACCAAAUCUACUAGUGGUGCUUACUCUUCUGCGGGAGAACUUAUCUGUUUCCUGCAAACUGCUGCAUUCUUGGAAAUUAUUCAUGGAGCUAUUGGCUUGGUGCCAACUGGAGUGUUGCUUCCUCUAAUGCAAUGGGGCGGGAGGGUUCAUUUUCUGGUUGCAGUUGUUCGUCAACUUCACGAGGUUCAACAGUUGCCUUCUGUUUUCAUCACUUUCCUGGCUUGGAGCUUAUCUGAGGUCAUCAGAUAUUCUCAUCAUGCUUUGAAUUGCUUGGGAGUUAGCCUAUUUUGGCUUACAUAUCUUAGGUACACUGCCUUCAUAAUUCUCUAUCCAAUUGGAGUGACAAUUGGUGAAAUGUGGCUCAUGUACCAAGCAAUUCCUUUUAUGAUAAAGAACAACCUCUAUGCAGAUGCCUUCGGUUACCUUCCCUUCAGCUAUUACAAUGCCAUCAAGGUUCUGCUUUUUGUCUACCCACUAUUUUUCUUGAAACUGUACCUACAUUUGUUCAAGCAAAGGAAAUCAAAAUUGGGCAAGCAGCACAAGAAGAAGAGAAACUGAAGAUACCAGAAAAGCACAAUCUACAAUGAUUUUUCCAGUGACCAGAAACGAGGAAAAGCAGAAGAAUAUAUAGUUAUGAGCCAUACAUGGUAUUUAUCAGGACUGGUGACACUGAAUUAUGUUUCUAUUGGUUGAUUUUUCCACGUUCAAUUGAACUUCUUUCUAGAUACUACCAACCAACCCACCGUCAAGAACACUUUUAAUUAACAAUGAGUUUAUGCUAUCUGACGCAGAAGCGGCUGAAUUGAAAUCUAAUUUGCUUAUUAAAAUAAGAUAUUGUCUCAGCAA